AUGCUGGGUUGGGUGACGAGAGCAGUGCAGGCCAUGCAGGAGAUGUUUCCGCUGGAGCUUGCUGAGCCGUGGGACAAUGUGGGGAUCCUGGUGGAAUCUUCCUUCACCGAAGAGGAAAUCGGCGAGUCUGGAGCCAUCCUGUUCACGAAUGACCUCACUGAGAAGGUUCUGGAAGAGGCGCUUUCGGCUGGGGCAAAGCUUAUUAUUACUUAUCAUCCUCGUCCCUUUGGCUCGUUCAAGAGGCUAAAUCUCUCCGACGUCACGCAACGGAUAGUGCUUCGCUGUGCGAGGGCGGGAAUAUGUGUCUACUCCCCCCACACUGCGUGCGACAAUGCAUCGGGGGGAGUGAACGAUUGGCUGGCACAGGCAUUUUCGUCGGAUCCUCAAUCAAUCAGCCCUGUCAAGCCCAUGAAGAUAGAAGGUAAUGUAAACAGCACGAUGAGGCUGGAGGCGCCAGUUGUGACAACUGUGCCUCGCCUGAAACCAGUCACACCCUCCAUCCCCUCCUUGGUGCUUCAAGACGCAUUUGAAGCCAUGGUGGCAGGUUAUCCUGGGGCAGGAUCCGGGAGGAUCGUACAGUUACAAGAGCACAUCUCACUGAAGGAUGCGGUGGAGGUGAACAACCCUCAAACCCUGCUCAAGUACUCCAGGUCUCACGUGCAGUUGUUGCGGCAGUGCCAAAGGGGGGCGAAACUCGAGAACAUCAAGAUCAAGAGUGUAGCGGUGCAAGCUGGGUCGGGAGGGAGCGUUCUGCUGGGGUGCCCAGCGGAUCUCCUCGUCAUGGGAGAGAUGAGUCACCAUGACGCGUUGGCAGCUAUUGCUGCUGGCUCGAGCGUCAUUCUUACAGAGCACUCAAAUUCUGAGAGAGGCUUUUUGCCCCAAAUGGUCGAUCUGUUGCAAACAAGGAUGCAGGCGGCAGGCUACGACAAGCUUCAAUACAUCAUCUCGACUACGGAUUCCGACCCUCUUUCAGUCGUCUAG
Guillardia theta CCMP2712 is the source of this 981-nucleotide messenger RNA. RefSeq lists its product as hypothetical. NCBI's taxonomy places the organism in Eukaryota, Cryptophyceae, Pyrenomonadales, Geminigeraceae. The coding region runs from base 1 to 981 and encodes 326 amino acids. The transcript is spliced from 7 exons. Gene Ontology annotation, cellular component: mitochondrion; cytoplasm. The record is from RefSeq and is a predicted model, not a curated record.